This is a messenger RNA of Eurytemora carolleeae, 1085 nucleotides long. Its product is annotated as transcription factor SPT20 homolog. The transcript has 6 exons. The record is from RefSeq and is a predicted model, not a curated record. The coding region runs from base 72 to 1085 and encodes 337 amino acids. NCBI's taxonomy places the organism in Eukaryota, Metazoa, Arthropoda, Copepoda, Calanoida, Temoridae.
AUUUUAAAUUUAUAUGUUUCGUGUGAUGAAUUGAAAUAAUUUAUUAAAACGUUUUUUUUUCAGAAAACAAAAUGAGAGAAAAUGAUAACAACGUUUACAGACGGCUGCAGGAAACAAAUCUAAUAGAGAACAAAUGGACGGAAUUCAAGCAGCAUAGGUUUGUUACUUCUGAAUAUGUUCGGAUAGAUCAACAGAGAUUUCUUAAACCAUUCUCGCCUACUUUAAACGGAUUUAUUAAUACCGAAGGUGGAACUCUGUAUGCAGGGAUUAAUGAUAAUGGAAUAGUUAAGGGAAUUCAGCUCUCAUAUUCUCAAAAACUUCAUAUUAGAAUGAAGAUUACUGAUAUGUUCAACAGAUAUAGUCCUCCAGUUUCCACGGAUAUGUAUUCUGUGAAGUUUAAACCUGUCAUUUGUGAAAACCCUGAUCAGGAACACAACCAGAGUAAGAACGGGAACCAGGAAAAUGAACAGAAUGAGAACCAGGACCAGGAGAGUGAACAGAGUAAGAAUCAGGACCAGGAGAUUGAACAGAGUAAGAACCAUGAUCAGGAUAUUGCCCAGAGUAAGAAUCAGGACCAGGAGAUUGCCCAGAGUAAGAACCAUGACCAGGAUAUUGCCCAGAGUAAGAAUCAGGACCAGGAGAUUGAACAGAUUAAGAACCAUGACCAGGAUAUUGCCCAGAGUAAGAAUCAGGACCAAGAGAUUGAACAGAUUAAGAACGGGAACCAGGAAAAUGAACAGAAUGAGAACCAGGACCAGGAGAUUGAACAGAGUAAGAACCAUGAUCAGGAUAUUGCUCAGAGUAAGAACCAGGACCAGGAGAUUGAACAGAGUAAGAACCAUGACCAGGAUAUUGCUCAGAGUAAGAAUCAGGACCAGGAGAUUGAACAGAUUAAGAACCAUGACCUGGAUAUUGCCCAGAGUAAGAAUCAGGACCAGGAGAUUGAACAGAUUAAGGACCAGGAUAUUGCUCAGAGUAAGAAUCAGGACCUGGAGAUUGAACAGAGUAAGAACCAUGACCUGGAUAUUGCCCAGAGUAAGAAUCAGGACCAGGAGAUUGAACAGAUUAAAAUUGAACGGUUUUGA